AUGAAAACAGCAAGAGUUCAGUAUAAACGGAAUGAAACAGAUCUUGAUAUCUCGACGCAGACACAAUGUUUUCAGUUUAUUCAAGAGAAAAUUAUUCCUGACCUACUGAACUUGAAUGCAGAUUUUGACAGGAGCAAAAUAAAUUAUUUUAAAAUUUCGAAGAAUGACAAUAUUAAACAGAAAGUAGAGAAAUUACAAACUGUGACAAGUGGAGAAUGCGUCUGUGCUUAUGCGUAUGGGCCACAUCUUCAAAAAAUGUUGAGUAUACUGGAGAUUUGUAAGAAUGUAGUGAAGAAGAACGAUUUGGAAGGUUCCAUUAGCCAAUGGAACCAUUUGACAUGUUUUGAACUAGUACAAGAGGGUAGAAAUGAGUUACUGGAGAAGAAAAUUAACGUGCCGAUUCUUAUAAGUGUUAUUACGGCAAAUUCGGCGUUAGCUUCAAGUAUUGAAUUUAACACUAAUAAGUGGACUAAACAAAGCUAG
Naumovozyma dairenensis CBS 421 is the source of this 483-nucleotide messenger RNA. RefSeq names its product ribonuclease P/MRP protein subunit POP6 (gene POP6). NCBI's taxonomy places the organism in Eukaryota, Fungi, Ascomycota, Saccharomycetes, Saccharomycetales, Saccharomycetaceae. Gene Ontology annotation, molecular function: nucleic acid binding. Bases 1 to 483 code for a protein of 160 amino acids. The record is from RefSeq and is a predicted model, not a curated record. The transcript has a single exon.